This is a messenger RNA of Peronospora matthiolae, 4095 nucleotides long. The record is from the annotation of a GenBank genome assembly. NCBI's taxonomy places the organism in Eukaryota, Oomycota, Peronosporomycetes, Peronosporales, Peronosporaceae.
AUGGGUCUGGGAGCCAAAAACGAACGGCAAAGUCGCUGGUUUGCGCAUUUUCGUCAAACUGUGCAAGAUGGCAUGCUGGACAUCACGUGCCUUCAGGAGACUAGGGUGCCUGUGAAUGGUACGGCAGCGGCGACGGAGCUGCAUCUUCUAUCUUGGGGCUUUGUCGCUGAUGGUGAAAAUCAGUUCUCGCUAUGGAGUCCGAGCGUGGGACGUUCCGGCGGUCUCGCUAUUCUUUUACGCCCGUACAGUCGGAUAUCUUCACUGCACGCAUUCCAGAUGGAGCACUGGACCGCUCACUGGAUGGCUGCGACUGCAAUUCUGGAUGAUCGAGAGUUUACGAUUAUUAAUGUGUACGCGCCCGUGCUGAGGUCCGAGCUGGAGAAGCUGUUUCAAUCGCUCGAACACGUGAUUCUCGCGAUCGGUCUUACGCUUCUCGCUGGAAAUCAGUUCUCGCUAUGGAGUCCGAGCGUGGGACGGUCCGGCGGUCUCGCUAUUCUUUUACGCCCGUACAGUCGGAUAUCUUCACUGCAGGCAUUCCAGAUGGAGCACUGGACCGCUCACUGGAUGGCUGCGACUGCAAUUCUGGAUGACCGAGAGUUUACGAUUAUUAAUGUGUACGCGCCCGUGCUGAGGUCCGAGCGGGAGAAGCUGUUUCAAUCGCUCGAACACGUGAUUCUCGCGAUCGGUCUUACACUUCUCGCUGGAAAUCAGUUCUCGCUAUGGAGUCCGAGCGUGGGACGGUCCGGCGGUCUCGCUAUUCUUUUACGCCCGUACAGUCGGAUAUCUUCACUGCAGGCAUUCCAGAUGGAGCACUGGACCGCUCACUGGAUGGCUGCGACUGCAAUUCUGGAUGAUCGAGAGUUUACGAUUAUUAAUGUGUACGCGCCCGUGCUGAGGUCCGAGCGGGAGAAGCUGUUUCAAUCGCUCGAACACGUGGUAUCCAGUGUCGAUAGUCCGGUGUUUCUUUGCGGCAAUUUCAAUCCGGCACUGCGCCGCCUUCUGGAUUGCGGCGGCUUAACUGAUGUUUUGGAUGACGACAUCGACGACCACGAUUCGGACAUUGAUUGGCGAGUCAAACAUCACACGUAUUUCUAUACGAUGCCGGGUGGGCGUGAGGCAAGCUGUCGACUUGACCGGUGGUACUGCUCGGCCGUCGACGGAGAAUGGGUACGCGCAAUCGGCACGUCUAUUCCUGGUCCUUUCUCCGAUCGCAACGGUGUUUCAAUACGUGCGGCAGUUCCUGGACGGACUGUGCAGGUGAAGUCGCGAAGGCAGUUGUACCCGCCGCCUAGGUACGCUGUGCGAGAGUACGAGUUGGUGACGACGGACUUUUUCCAACGUGCAUCCGGGACCCUUGAAGGCGUCAUCGCAACAGCAGACACCGUUACGGAACAAGCCCGGGCAACGGCCAUAUGGUGGGAUGAUGAAAAAGCUGGACUGCGACAGAGAUACUCCGAUGCGGCCAAGGAUGCUCGCCGAAAAUCUACGACCGGCUACCGACAGCGCCUAAAGCGGCUUACCGCUUGUCUGGCGACCGCGAUCCGAGAAACCCCUGGUCCGGGUGCUGAUCCGUCUCAAUCGGUCAUCCAAGCCCGACGUGCGGUAGUAGAUUGCAAGGCCAAGUGGCAGAAGAUGAAACGUCGAUCGCUUUUUCGGUCCCAUGCACACCAUCCGGCACGGUCACAAAACAAAUUCUACCGCAGAGUGUCGACCAAGUUUGUCGAUAAUACGGUGUACAGCCUAUGGGGUCCUACUGGCCUCGGCCAUCAUCGGGCACGUGAUCUUGCACAGGAUAUGCGUGAGGGCUGGCGCGCCAUCAUGCAACAAACGCCUCCCGAUGAAGCGAUCGUCACUGAUUUCCUCGACUCGCUUCCUCCGCGGGACCAUGGUCCCGACCUUUCGGUUCUCAGCGACGAAUUAACAGCAGCUGAGGUGCUAACAUCUAUUCGUCGCUGCAAAAGGGGUAAGGCGUGGGGACCGGAUUCGCUUGGUAACGACUGGUACCGCGACAAUGAGGCAUACCUUGUACCUCUACUGACAAGGGUAUUUAACGUGUGCGCACUUGGCGGCAUCUUGCCGGGCACGUUCGGUCAAGCUGUAGUGGCGUGCAUAAAGAAGUCGAGGAGUGCGGUAUCACCACUUGACUAUCGACCGAUAUCUCUGUUAAACUCGGACUACAAAGUCUUCACACGGAUUUAUGCGUCCCGCCUCAGACCGCUGCUACCAACUCUAGUAAAUCCUCUCCAAACUGGUUUUGUACCUCGAAGAGAGAUGGCGACGGUACUUGAUAUCUUCGCUGCUGCUAAAUUGUGUGCAAGUAAUGAUUCCGAAUUGCACCGCUCGCUCGUGUUGCUGUUGGAUUUCUCAAAGGCGUAUGAUUCGCUUUCACGCAAUUUUCUUCUCGCCGUGAUGAGCCGACUCGGCUUCCCGGCAUCGUUUGUUCAUCUCACCUCGGCUCUUCACACGGGUACAAGAAGCCAAUUCAUCGUAAACGGCUACAUGUCCGAUCCUCUUGAUGUCGGGUGUGGUAUACGCCAGGGUUGCCCGCUGGCACCCUUGCUUUUUAUCAUUGCGGUGGAACCUCUUUACGAGAUACUACAUAGCACGGUGAAGAUUGUUCGGAUCGCAAACACGUCGGAGACACUGGAGAUCAAGGUAUGCGGGUACGCAGAUGAUACUGCUGUGUACGUUCAGUCCCCGGAGGAAGUGUCUGUGGUCAUGCGGACUCUAAUGCGAUUUGGGACGGCUUCUGGGCUGGUCAUUGAUGCUUCGAAGUCUGUGGCGGUUCCUCUGUGUGCCGGUGUGAGCAUUGACCCCACACUUUUGCACGGUGUUAAGCUGUUACAGGCGGUCGAGAGCCAGACGAAAGACAAACACGGUCAGGAGCCGAGCUCUAUUAGCCUCGGCUUUAAUCAUUCCCAGGGUCACGUUUCUCGCGAGACACUCGUGGCCUACCCAUCGCGACAAGGUGUGCCAUCUCGAGCGUGGAUGAUUGAAGCACAGGCCGGUUUACGUGUGUGUGAUGGGGGGAUUGCUAUCCCACAUGUAGCAACGGAGCUGCUUGCUAUGGCGGCCAAUGCGGUCGGUAAAUGGGCAUCUUUUUCGAAUGGGCCAGCUCGAGUCGCGGGUGACAUAUUGCUGGCAAGGAGAGCUGGAGUUGAUGUGUACCUUACUCCGGAUAAGCCAUGCACAACCCCUAAGUGUUUUACGGUCUCCGACACCAUGUGGGCCAGCGGAGCAGCUGUGGUUCGUGGUGUGCAUAGCGUCCCUAUUGAUUUGUCUAAGGCUGGAUGUGUUGCAGCAACUGAGUCUCUCUUGCGUCGGCAUAUUUCAGCUGCCUACUGGGAGGGCGAUACGUUAACAUUUCGUAUCGAUACUGCCACGGUACAAGCCAUUGCAAGUAAAGCGGUCGGCGAGCAGUGCAUACGUGGAACUUUCUGCCACGAGUGGCUAGGUCGGGUGGGACUCGAUACGAGGCAAUGGUUGAUCAAUGGACGGGGAGAGGACGUCAAUAUACCUCUCCUGCGGCGUGAAGAACAGUGGCAAACGCUUCGUGAUCUCCUGACUUGGAUAUGGCACGGGGAUGGAACCAUCAAGUUCGAGCUUCAGCGUUCACGGUCACCGGCAAUUCGGCGUGCGGUCUCGGUCCUGUGCAAGGCGAUUUCCCAGUCCAGUCGCGGUACGACUGUGAACUCCGAGCCCGUGCGUGCAGACAUCAAUAAGCGGGACUUCCGCUUUCAUGAUCAUCUUGCAUUGUCGCGACUUGUGCAGCUUCACACUGGGGCUAAUUGGCGUUUUAAUCGGGCGCGGUACAAGGAGGCUGUGUCCGGGCAGCGUGUGGCACAGGGGACUGUGGAGAGAGAUCGGGCAAUCGCUGUUCAAGCUACAAAUAAUAAGGACCUGCAUGAUGCACUAUCCCAGCUGGGAUGGCGUGACAUUCGGGCAGUGAAGGGAGCUGGGGCUUCUACGGUCCAGACACUUUUUCGAUUGAAGGCCAACAAGCUGAAUUUAUGGAACUAUGUGCACAGUGACCGUUCUUGUCCACAUGGCGAGUGUCCCCGAGACGUACCUAUUAGCCUUCAACACGUCUUCUGA